AUGAAAGUAAUAUUAAUAACGCUAUUUCUAAAUUAUGAAUUGUUCGUCUGUAAAAUUGUCCAUAAGAAAAUCUUAAACCACACAUUCCUGGCAAGAAACCUACACAAAUCACUAAAGGAAAUCGACACCCUCCUCCGUGGAGUACAGAAAGAGAUAAGGAAAGAGAGGAAGAUCCUCAAAUCACAAAUCGAUUAUGAAAACGCUCCGAUCCCGGAAGACAGUAAUUUUCUAAGUUAUGACGUCACUGAUAUGUUUUGGGGCGAGACCGGAGUAGAAGGCGUAACACAUGAGGAUGUGACAUCUACUUUUUUGCCAACACUAUCGACACAACCCCGUACUACCGAAGAAGAAUAUGUAGAAGAAGAGAUUGUCGAGACUGAUCUGACGCCACCGACCACAGUGCCGCCCUACACCUUUAACACUAACUACCCUGGAUACCCCUACGAACCUCCCCCUUUCAACCCCGUACUCUAUCCUGAUACUACGGAACCGACCCCCCGAAACGAGACUUUCGAUAUACCAAUAACGCCGCCAAACUUUGGCAAUAUGACAAAAGACGAGGCAGAAGAAGCACCGCCCUACACUAUCAGCUCCGACUACCCUGGAUACCCGGUGCAGACACGAAACGACUCAUUUAAUUUGGUUGUAACACCACCAACCUUUGGCAAAUUGACACGAAGUUUAAUAGACGAUUUCAAUAAAUAUUUUGGGUUCAUCAGCCAAAGUAAUAAGCCACCAGGUCUUUACACAAUUAUACCUAUGACUUCAAGGUAUCCUCCUUUGACAACUACACCGUCAACUUCGAGAACUACAAAACAACUUUCAAAGUAUUUAGUGCGUAAUGACCAAAAACCUAAUUUUGAAUCCGGUGUUCCGGUGUCAGGGAAAAACGUGGAUAAUUUUGUAAACUGGUUCAGCCAAGCGACCGCCACUACGCCUGUUCAGAGGUGGACUACGAAGUCGCUCUGGGCCGGGCUUACUGCCAUGCCACAGUCACUACGUCCUUUGUCCAAAUCGCAAUUGUGGGCCCAACAACAACAAAUGAAGAAUUCUGCUACUCCAGUACACAGAGAAGGUCCUUUGACUCCUCCAGUGUCUCCUCUACCACCUACGGACUACCAAUUAUCUGCUGCUGCAGCAGAAAUGGGAAGAGUUACACCACAGACGCGCGGUUUUGAAGUUUUCGGAACACUAGACCGCAAUCCACUGACCAGCACAUCUGUAAGUUUGGGACCACAAGACCACACGGGGAUCGUAUUUGGAGGUAUUGGAACAAAAACCACGACGCAGGUGCCAUCUGCGAGACACGUUUACUACAAGAUGAUGGAAGAACAAAACGAAGGAUAUUUGGUUAUCUUCCUACAACAAAUAUUAAGGAUUACUUCUCUGAAGGAUGAGAAACUUGUCAAAAAUGUGUUGGAGGAAGUAGAACUACAUGUGGGAACUUGGUUUGAACAUGAGUGGUUCGGCGAUCCCUUGACCAACGUCAUCACUGAUAUUUCCCGGUUCGUCAGCGAAGGAGAGAUUGAUAUAGUGAGAAGCUACUCAUCAAUGAUGUACCACAUGCUGCAAGUCAGGAAGACUGCUGUAUCAGUAGACGUGAACUCCAUCAUAGACUAUGCUGAUCUGCUGUACAAUGAAGACGAGGGAGGUGAACUCUUUGAUGCUGUAACAGAAUAUGAAACAUAUCCUAAAGGUUCAAAGAAUGCAAAAGAGGUGUGUGUAUGUAUACUGGACAGUUUCAUAAGACCAUACAGAAGACUCAGUCGUUCAGAACGCAGACAAACGCUUGUCGACUCUAUCAACUACGCCUUAAAGAUUAGAUUCCCUUUACGGACUAAAAUUCUUGGUGAACUUCUAAAUAUUGAACCACAAACAACCACAAAGAAAACAAAUUCACAAUAUAUCAAAGAAUUACAUAAACGCAACAAAUAUAAAAGAAAAAGAAAGAAUAAGAAGAUAAAAGAACUUGAUGACAUCAUAAAACAUUUCUCUUCUCGACUCGAUAAUAUUGAAUCACUGAAAAGAACGUCAAAGUAUGUUGGAGAUAUAACACCAGUCAUUAACAAUUAUGUGUUAGAAGCAAACAAAAGAAAUGGAUACAAAAUCAAAUAUAAUAAUGAAGAUAAAAAAUCGACUAGAAAUUACAAAAAUCUAAUAUUUGCUUCAUCUUAUGGAAAUCAGAAAGAAAGUGCAGUUGAUCUAGAUAGGAAUACAAACAAAGACGCAGAUUUCAAUGAUUUCGAUGACAGUAAGGAUGAAACAGCAGGAUCAGAUACAUACUUUCUAUCCAAUAGUAAGGAAAUCAAAAAAGUAGUCAAAAAAGCAGAAGAAAAAAGUAAAUUUGAAUUAAAAGAAGCACCGGAUGAAGAUGACGAGGAUGUAUCGACAAAUGAAAUUGAGGCUAUUAAGGAAAAAUUACAAAAUAUGAUUGUCAAAGCACAAGCCGAUGAAGACUACGACAAGAUGGAAACUUUAAAAUCUUAUGCUUAUAUUUUAAAUGAAGAAAAUGACCAACGUACGGCCAGUAGGCACUCAGGUAUUUAA
Molecule: messenger RNA, 2547 nt
Organism: Spodoptera littoralis (African cotton leafworm)
Lineage: Eukaryota; Metazoa; Arthropoda; Insecta; Lepidoptera; Noctuidae
Source: the annotation of a GenBank genome assembly